Molecule: messenger RNA, 963 nt
Organism: Penicilliopsis zonata CBS 506.65
Lineage: Eukaryota; Fungi; Ascomycota; Eurotiomycetes; Eurotiales; Aspergillaceae
Exons: 4
Coding region: 1-963 (320 amino acids)
Biological process (GO): carbohydrate metabolic process
Molecular function (GO): arabinan endo-1,5-alpha-L-arabinosidase activity
Source: RefSeq, a predicted model, not a curated record
AUGCCUUCUUCUUCAGCACUAACAGUGACGCUGUUUGCAGCAUUAGCAUAUGGAUAUGCGAAUCCAGGCGGCUGCUCCGGCGAAUGCGUUGUUUAUGACCCUACAGUCAUAAUCAGGUCGUCAGACAACACCUACUUUCGCUUCUCGACCGGAGAUGAGAUUUACUACGUGACUGCAUCUGACAUUGCCGGGCCGUGGACAGUGGUGGGAUCUAUGCUGCCAGAUGGCUCGUCGAUUGACCUUGCUGGGAACACCGAUCUUUGGGCCCCCGACGCUCAUUAUAUCGACGGAUUAUAUUACGUCUACUACGCCGUCUCGACAUUCGGGUCGCAGGACUCUGCAAUCGGCCUGGCGACAUCUGAGACUAUGGACCUGGACUCCUGGACCGACCACGGCUCCGUUGGAAUCGUAUCCUCCUCCUCGAAAGACUACAACGCGAUCGACCCCAGCCUGAUCGAAAUCGACGGCACUUACUACAUGCAAUUCGGCUCGUUCUGGGAUGAUAUCUAUCAAGUGGAGAUGAACUCCGAGGCCACGGCCGCCAGCGGGUCUUCGUACAACCUUGCCUAUUACCCGGACGGCGACCACCCCGAGGAAGGCUCCUACAUGUACCAGAAUGGCGAUUAUUAUUACCUGUUCUAUUCGUGGGGAAUCUGCUGCGACUACGAUGUGGACAUGCCGGCAACAGGCCAAGAGUAUCACAUCAAGGUCUGUCGCUCCGAGACUGGCACUGGCGACUUUGUUGAUGCAGACGGGGUGGCAUGCUCAGAUGGAGGUGGCACAGUUGUAUUGGAAAGCCACGGAGAGGUUUAUGGACCUGGUGGACAGGGUGUAUACGACGACCCAACUUAUGGCUCAGUGCUUUACUAUGCCUACACCAAUACUUCAAUUGGUUAUGCAGAUGAUGAAAAACAGUUUGGAUGGAAUGUGAUUGAUUGGUCUAGUGGGUGGCCAGCGGUCUAG